Molecule: messenger RNA, 3857 nt
Organism: Megalobrama amblycephala (Wuchang bream)
Lineage: Eukaryota; Metazoa; Chordata; Actinopteri; Cypriniformes; Xenocyprididae
Exons: 6
Coding region: 1124-2911 (595 amino acids)
Source: RefSeq, a predicted model, not a curated record
GCUUCAUAACAUUAAGGUUGAAUCACUGUAGUAAUUACGUUGCUUUCUCUUGCAGAUCAGAAACCUCAUAUUUUAUCAAAAAUAUCUUAAUUUGUGUUCUGAAGAUGAACGAAGGUCUUACAGGUUUGGAAUAACACGAGGGUAAUUAAUGACAGAAAUUUCUGUUUUUGGGUGAACUACCAAUUUAACAUUAAAGGAAUAGUUCCUUCUAACAUGAAAAUUCUCUCAUUUACACAUCCUCAUCUGUAUAUAUUUCAUUCUUCUGUGGGAAUGAAAGUGUUUUGGCUUUGGUGCAACAAAUUAGCUGGAAACCCCUAUGGAGUGAUUUUUUUUUUUUUUUUUUUUUAACCAAAACCAUUGUGAUCUUUCUUAAAUGAAAAGUUUGUGAAUGUUGAAAUUGUUUUUGUUAACAGGAGCAAUCAAACCAGAGUGACAUGGACUCAUCUGAUGAGGGCAGUGUUUUUAUUCCUUCGGCGGAGCAGUCUACAAAUGAUGACGACUAUGAUUCAGAAAAGCCAGAAAUUGAAAAGACUAAUCGAAAGACUAUAAAAGACACAACAUUUCAAUCGGCCAAUGAGGUUAAGAUUAAAGCAAAAAAGUCCCAAAAAAAUUACAAUUAAAACUAGUAAGCGAAAUCCCAAAGGCAAACGAAUUUGGAAUAAAAAGCAGUACUGUGUCUACUGUGAAAAGCCGCAAGGCAAGAUCUCUAGACAUCUGGAGAGACUUCAUUCGAAUGAGACAGACGUUGCUAAAGCCUUGAGUUUUCCCAAAGGCUCCAAGAAAAGAAGAAUUCUUCUUGAACAGGUUCGAAACCAAGGUAAUUAUUACCAUAAUAUAAGAGUGUUGGAAACUGGACGUGGAGAGAUUGUUACGUGGCGACAGCCAACUGAAGAUGCAAUAAUUACUGAUUUCCUGCCCUGCCCAGAUUGUCUGGCCUUCUUCAUGAAAAAGGACCUAUGGAAACACUCGAAGACAUGUAGGGGACAGGGGGCUGUGAGAAAAAAAAAAGGAGAGAGUGUGAGAUCAUCUGCUGCCUGUCUGAUACCAAUGGCAGUCAAGUGUUCUGCAGAAGUUAGGUCUCUUAUACAAACAAUGCGUCAAGAUGAAAUCACACAAACAAUGAAUGGACAGAUUAAUCUGUCUCUAUGGUGAAUCACUUUACACAAAGUGUGGACAUGAUAAAUCACAGCAUCACUACAUCAUUCAAAAAAUGAGGGAACUGGCAAGGUUUAUGAUAGUAGUAAAAUCAAAUUCCAAAAAAGUAAGGAACCUUACAGAGCUCUGUAAGCCAGAGAACUUUCUGCUUGCUGUCACUGCUUGUAAGCAAGUGAGCCACUUUCAGCCAGAUUUAAAUAUGUUUAAAACCCCCUCUCUUGCUCUGAAGAUUGGUUACUCCUUGAAGAAGGCCUGUCAGAUAAGGUUGGGACAAAGUUUAAUGGCAGGGGACAGAGACACUGAAAAGAGUUUGAAAAACUUCAUAAAGCUUAUUGAAAGUCAUUGGCGCACAAACAUUUCAAGUCAGGCCCUCAACACUUUGCAGCAGGGCAAGUGGAACAAGGGGGACACUAUUCCCCUUACUGAAGAUGUCAUGAGUUUACAAAACCACCUCAAUUGUGUGGAGCGGGUCGCAAAACAAAAGCUCAAAGAGGAUGAGAAUAUCAGUGACUGGAAAGUAUUGGCUGAGACUUUACUCUGUCAGAUCAUUCUUUUUAAUCGGAGACGUGUAGGUGAGGCAUCCAAAUUGCUCCUUGCAUCAUAUGCGAGUCGAAGUGUGAAGCCUCCUAAUGAGGAUGUGGUCAAAUCCCUGACAAAAUUAGAACAACAGUUGUGCAACGAGCUGACUCGAUUAGAGAUUCGAGGGAAGAGAGGCAAGAAAGUACCCGUCCUACUCACGAAGGACAUGGUUGACUCCAUGGACCUGCUGAAUGGAAGCAGGAGCAAAGUGGGCAUCGACAAAGACAAUCCUUAUGUUUUCGCAAGGGUGGGGGCUUUGACGCACAUCCGCGGAUCAGACUGUUUGAGGAAAUUUUCAAAAACCUGUGGCGCAAAAGACCCCAGGAGUCUUACAUCAACCAAAUUAAGAAAACAAAUAGCAACUCUCAGUCAGAUCAUGAAUUUAAAAAACAAUGAACUUGACCAAUUGGCCAAAUUUCUAGGACAUGAUAUAAGAGUGCACCGCGAGUACUACAGACUGUUGGAAAAUACAAUUCAGCUCGCGAAAGUGAGCAAGUUGCUUUUGUCCUUAGAAAAAGGUGCAGAUUGUUAUAAAGGCAAAUCAUUGGAGGAGAUUACCUUCAGUACAGAGGAGACCCAAAAUGACACAAGCCCUGCUUCCAGAUGCCAGCAAGAGCAUGAAUGCCAAACCACAGAAAAAGAUGCCUCAGAGAAUGAAGAUGAACAACUCUCUACCUCAAAACAACACUCUACCUCCAGAAAGUCUGUCAGUCGCAAGCGUCACGUCUCAGAAAUGGAUGCCUCAGAGAAUGAAGAUGAACAACUCUCUACCUCAAAACAACACUCUACCUCCAGAAAGUCUGUCAGUCGCAAGCGUCACGUCUCAGAAAUGGAUGCCUCAGAGAAUGAAGAUGAACAACUCUCUACCUCAAAACAACACUCUACCUCCAGAAAGUCUGUCCAUCACUCUCCUGCACACAAACAACACAUUAUAGAAAUGUUCUCAGGAAAGAAGGCUCCUCGGAGGCCAUGGAGUAGUGAAGAGCAGGAUGCUGUAAAGCGCACACUAAGAAAAUUCUUUUCCUUGAGAAAAGUUCCUGGAAAAGUGGCAUGUCAAUCAUGUCUGGAUGCAAAUCCAGUCCUCAAGUCAAGAUCUUGGGUUGACAUUAAAAACUUUGUCCACAACACUCUUCAAACCAUGAAAAGGAAACUUGCUUCCUGCAGGAAUGCGGUCUAAUUUCAUUUUAAGAUAUUAGUUCAAUAUAUACUCAAUUUCUAAGAAAAGCAAUUUUAUUUACAUUAUUUACACCGAGCACUUUUUUCUUUUGUUGGAGAAACAGAAAUCUCUUGUACUGUAUUUUGUAACUAAGCACUUUACUACAUUUCCUUUUUCAGAGGAAAGUAAGCACUUAAUUUCCUUUUUUCUAGGAGAAAUGGAAAUCUUUUGCAUUUUGUAAAAACUAUGCACUUCACUUGCAUUUCCUUUUUUCAGUGGAAGUAAGCAUUUCAUAAAUUCUGAAUACAAUUAUUAUGCAAGUUGAUAUUCUGAUCAUCUUUUUUUUCAAGGAAAAUUUAAUCAAGCAGAUUAAUGUGUUUUGGAAUUGGUAAAAUGUGCUUGGAAAAAAAAGAUGAUCAGAAUAUCAACUUGCAUAAUAAUUAUGCACAAACUAUAUUGAUUUCUACUGUUUAUAAAAAAUCUGCACAAUGGUCUGCACUUUUUUCAUAGCUUUUGUUUUCAUUGUCCGUUUAGUUUAGUUUCUGUUAAGUCUACUCAAGUUCUUGUUAGUUUCUAUGGUUAUGUAUUUGUUGUCAUUCCGUUCUCUUUCUGGUCUCUGUUUACUGGUUUUGUUUACUCUUCACCUGCCUUCUCUUGUGUGUACCUCGAGUCUUCUAUUACACACAUUUCUGCCAAAAUUCUUGUAGGAAGUGAGGUAAUCCAUUAGAAAUUAACCCUGUCCUAUAGGAUUUUAGCUCUAUAGGGCUAAAUUAAAAUGUUUGUUAAAUUACUUUCUCAUUUUCUCUACAGAGUUUAUAGCAGUUUAUGUAAUGAAAAGUUAUCUUUAUAUAUACUGCAGAUAAAAAGUUUUUAUUUCAGAUAAAUGUCUGAUUAUUUUUUUCAAAUGUUUCUUGAGCAUCAAAUCAUCAUAUUAGAUUGAUUUCUGGAGGAUCAUGUGACACUGAAG